Schistosoma bovis is the source of this 605-nucleotide messenger RNA. The record is from the annotation of a GenBank genome assembly. NCBI's taxonomy places the organism in Eukaryota, Metazoa, Platyhelminthes, Trematoda, Strigeidida, Schistosomatidae.
UGCACUGUAGUCCGUCGUAUGAGUGCCGGAUAGUGUUAACAAUUUUCUCGAACUCCAUAGUGUGGAAUAAUUUUCCAUAAUAUUCUCCUGCCCACGCUGUCAAAAGCUUUAUCAUACUCCUCCUCCCAAAUCUCCUUGAAUAGAAGGUGAAACAUGGUUGUAGUUACUUCAAUGUCUGACUUCAGUGCUGCAGCUGGUAUAUCGUCAGGUCCUGCUGCUUUCCCACUCCUGAUUUGUCUGAUGGACAUCCUGAUUUCUUCGAUCGUUGAUGGAGUGACAUCAAUAGGAAUAUCUGUAUGUGUUGCUUCAAUGACCGGUGGAUUCAAUGGAGCUGGUCUAUUCAACAGUUCCUCGAGGUAUUUUACCCAUCUGUUCCUCUGUUCUCGAGUCUCCAUGAUUAGCUUGCCCUCUUGCCCCUGACCGAUCUCUCUGGUUUUCUAUAUUUCGUUGCGUCACAUUUCCUUUUCUUGUAGCUCUUUCUGCUGUAGUUGCUAGUUCCUCCACGUAUUUCUGCUUGUCGGCUUUACUGCUAUUUUUCAUGUGCUUGUUUGCUUCUGUGUACUCAGCCUUUGCCUUGAAUAUCUCUGCUCGUGUUCGGCUGUUGU